AACAUGAAGAUACUGAGGAACAAACAGACCUGAUGCUGCUGAAAAAGGAGAGUCAAGAACUGAAUGAAACGAAAGACAAAGUUCAGUAUGAGAAACAUCAUGAUUUCAUAACUGGAGAGAAUUUGUUUAGUUCCUCACAGACUAAAACAACUUCACACAAAAGAGCUCAAAAGAGAGGAGCUAGAAGUCAUUUAACCUGCCAAUAUUGUGGAAGAGGUUUCAGUAAAAAAGGAAACCUUAAAGUCCAUAUUAGGAUUCACACUGGAGAGAAGCCUUACGCCUGCCAACAAUGUGGAAAAAGUUUCAGUAAAAAAGAAAACCUUGAAGUCCACAAGAGAAUUCACACUGGAGAGAAGCCUUACGCCUGCCAACAAUGUGGAAAACGUUUCAUUAAAAAAACAGUCUUUCAAAGGCACAUGAGAAUUCAUACUGGAGACAAGCCUUACAGCUGCAAACUGUGUGAAAAUAGUUUCAUUCAAAAAGGAGACCUUGAAAUCCACAUGAGAAUUCACACUGGAGAGAAGCCUUUCACAUGCACUCAAUGUGGAAGGAGUUUUACACGUAAACAAACUCUUAAUGCCCACAUAAGAAUUCACACAGGAGAGAAGCCUUACACCUGCCAACAAUGUGGAAAAAGUUUCUCUUUAAAAGGAAACCUUGAAUACCACAUGAGAAUUCACACUGGAGAGAAACCUUACACUUGCCCACAAUGUGGAAAAAGUUUCAGUAAAAAAACAGCUUUUCGAAGGCACAUAAGAAUUCACACAGGAGAGAAGCCUUACACCUGCCAACAGUGUGGAAAGAGUUUCUCUCAAAACGGAACCCUCAAAGGCCACAUGAGAAUUCACACUGGAGAGAAACCUUUGAGCCAGACAAGGAUUCACUCGAUAGAAGGAUUUUAUGUUGUCAGUGCAGAAGGAGUUUCACCGACAAGAAUCAUGUAAUAACUCGUAUCGGAGUGAAGAAUUCAUUGUGCCAUCGCUGUUGAAAACUGUGGGCAAACCUUGAAAUUCACGUGAGAAUUUACAGUGAAGAGAAGCCUUUCACAUGCCGUCACUGAGGAAAAAGUUUCUGAUCCAAAGAAAACUUAAUACUCACAUGAGGCAUCACACUGAACAAAAUGUUUACGUUUACUACAUUUACAGUUAAAGGGUUAGUUCACCCAAAAAUGAAAAUUAGCCCAUAAUUUACUCACCCU
Molecule: messenger RNA, 1198 nt
Organism: Sinocyclocheilus rhinocerous
Lineage: Eukaryota; Metazoa; Chordata; Actinopteri; Cypriniformes; Cyprinidae
Product: gastrula zinc finger protein XlCGF8.2DB-like
Exons: 2
Coding region: 33-944 (303 amino acids)
Biological process (GO): regulation of DNA-templated transcription
Molecular function (GO): RNA polymerase II cis-regulatory region sequence-specific DNA binding; DNA-binding transcription factor activity, RNA polymerase II-specific
Source: RefSeq, a predicted model, not a curated record